AUGUACAAAGACGAAGUUCGGGCGUCCUAUUCGAACCACUACACUGUGGACGAAGUUCGGGUGACCAUUUCCAAUCACUACACUGUGAACGAAGUUCGAGUGACCAAUUCCAACCACUACACUGUGACGACCUAUUCCAGCCACUACAACGAAAUUCGGGCGACCUAUUCCAACUAUUCCACGGUGAACGAAAUUCGGGCGACCUAUUCCGACCAUUACACUGUGGACGAAAAUCGGGCGACCUAUUCCGACCAUUACACUGUGGACGAAAUUAGGGUGACCUUUUCCAACCACUACACUGUUGACGAAGUGCGGGCGACCUAUUACAGCCACUACACUGUGUACGAAAUUCGGGUGACCUUUUCUACCCACUUCACUGUGGACGAAGUUCGGGCGACCUAUUACAACCACUACAUGGUGAAUGAAGUGCGGGUGACCUAUUCCAACCACUACACUGUGGACAAAGUGCGGGCGACCUUUUACAGCAACGACAUGGUGAAUGAAGGGCGGGCGACCUAUUACAGGCACUGCAUGGUGAAUGAAGUGGUGCGGGUGACUCCACUGUGGACGAAGUGCAGUGACACAUCAUCCCAGGCGCAGUCCUGCGGACAGAGCAACUUUAGCCCCAAUCCGAAUUUGGCGAUGCAGUACAUCGUGGGAGGGCAGGUGGCAACUGAGGGCGACUUCCCAUGGCAGGUGGGUCUUGUUGAGAAUGGAUAUCUGAUCUGCGGAGGAACCUACGUGAUUGGCAACGAUGGAAGCCCGAAGGUGAUUACCGCCGCUCACUGCCUGAAUGGAAAGAAUCCAAGGCCGGCUGACUACUCCAUCGUUUUCGGGAUGCAAAGCACAACUUCUGCUGGGAGUAGAAAAGUGAUCCAGGCCACGUCCAUUAAACCUCACGCUGGAUACAACAGUAACACCAUGUCUAACGACAUCGCUGUGAUUAGCUUUGGUUCGACUGCCGCCAGCGUAAUUGCCACCACGUUCGCCUCCCCCGCCUGUCUGCCUUCAAGAAUAUACGCUGAUGCCGAGAUGUCGCUUGUCUCGGGCUGGGGAACAACAUCUGAAGGAGGAUCAAGCUCCAGCGUCCUUCGUUACGUAUGGAAACCAUUGUUGAGUUUGGCCAACUGCGAAAACACAGGCAACGCAGGAUCCCUUGACAGCACAAUGCUCUGCGCUGGACAGACUGGAAAGGACGCUUGCCAGGGCGACUCUGGUGGCCCUCUUGUUGCCUACAGGAACACUCAAUGGGAACUCAUCGGUGUGGUCAGUUGGGGUUACGGGUGUGGUGCGUUCAACUAUCCCGGAGUGUACGCCGACACAUGGGCGCUGCGAUCCUGGAUCAACGCAAACCUCUAG
This is a messenger RNA of Mya arenaria, 1359 nucleotides long. RefSeq names its product chymotrypsinogen 2-like. The record is from RefSeq and is a predicted model, not a curated record. Lineage: Eukaryota; Metazoa; Mollusca; Bivalvia; Myida; Myidae. Gene Ontology annotation, molecular function: serine-type endopeptidase activity. Gene Ontology annotation, biological process: proteolysis. The transcript has 9 exons. Bases 1 to 1359 code for a protein of 452 amino acids.